Blepharisma stoltei is the source of this 942-nucleotide messenger RNA. NCBI's taxonomy places the organism in Eukaryota, Ciliophora, Heterotrichea, Heterotrichida, Blepharismidae. The record is from the annotation of a GenBank genome assembly.
AUGGAUAUCUCAAUCAAUGGGACAAGAAAUGUGCUUAUUAAAAAAGCUCUUGCUUAUAACAAAAAAUACAUAUAUAGAAAAGCGGAAAAACAGAAAAAUAAUAUACAGGACUGAUAUGGGAUAAAGGCGAUAUAUUUUUUUUAAAAAAAAAAAUUUUAGGAAAUUAGAGAGGGUGUUAUUUUUGAAGAAAAAUAAAUGAGGAUUGGAAAUGAUAGGUACUUAUAGAAAGUAGAGAGGAUAGUUUAUCAAAACCUCUGAGGGCUACGUCAUUAAAUUCUAUUAAUGCUCGCCACAGAGGAGUUUUACUUGAGAACUCUGCCAAGAUUGCAAGAGAUCUGCAAAGAGAAAAACUUAAAGCGAGGUAUAAAAUUUAUGUCAGAGAAGCUGAUCGAAAUUUUAAUGACAGUGGGAAAUUAUUCAUUUUAAGCUGUCUUACUAAGAUAUUUAUAUUAGCUAUUUCUAUUUUCUCUAUAAAAAAGCAUUUUUUUUAUAGCAAAUCCUAUCAAAAUUAAUCAUCUUUUCUUAUUUAAUAAAGAAGAAACCUUUAGAGAUCCCGAUUUCAUUGACCACAGCACCUGCCUUCACAAAUACUCUGACGAAAGCCAAGCUUCUCCCUUCUUCAGAUCUUGCAGCUCCCGAAGCUCCCCCUUCACAAACGAGCUUCUUGUCUCUUCUAAUAUUUCCAUCGACUGAAAAAACGCUGUCCAAAAAAAGCUCUCCACAGUCAAAAUCCUAAAAAAAGAAAAAAAACACAUGAAAUUGCCUCGAAAAUCGUUAAAAUUUAUCAAAUGUGAAAACAAAGAGCCUUUAUAUUCCCCUACAAUGUCCCAGGUUUUUUUAAAAAGAAGUUUAAACUCCAAGUCAAAUACCUCGUCUCCUCACAUUUUUGAUGUCAGUGAUAUGUUUAACAUUUCAAGUGGCAAAAUUAAGCUGAAAAGAUAG